AUGCAUGUGAUUCGAUGGGAUAGCUCGGCGUCCAGUCAGAAGGGCGUGACCACCCCGGUCUCCGCGCCUCCUACGCCCGCAUCCCCAACAUUGGGCUCCACACAAUGGCCGACCUUCAUCACUGCUAGUGGCGUCGACGACUUUAAUCUCGUCAGCCUUCAGUCGGGCAUCUCACAGAAGUCUGCAUGGUCUUUGCACCUCAACCACGAGAUCGCGCUGGCGACAGCUCCCGAUGUCGCCCAGAAGCAGCGGAACUUCUACACGAGACGACCAGUUCCCCUGGUGAUGAGAUGGAAGAGGUUUUGGGCAGUGUUUGCGCUGAUGUGUGCUGGCAUUGGGGCUGGCAUCUACAGCAUCAGCACGCAAUACUUUCAUGCUCUUGAAGAAUUGCAAGGAUCUGCUCGAUUUGCAGCCAGGCUUGUGACCAGAGACAUCGUCCUGAAAAUUCGCAGUUCCAUGCCUUCACUACAUGUGCUGGAGGCCGCUGUGACGCAGGGCAUUGAUUUUGCCAAGAACUUUGAGUACAUAGCAGACUCGUUGCGGAGGAAGCCCAAUGCGACUGGCAUCAGCGCUGUAGCGUUGGCACCUGCGGGUACGAUUUCUCAUGUCUUUCCACACUCAGCUGAUCUUAUGGGGAAACCGCUCUUACUUCAUCCAGAUGAAGCACCUGACGCCCUGCAGAAGGCACAGAAAAGGAGAAUCAGCGUCGCAGCGAAGUGUCAAGCGGGCGACGGGACCCUGGUGGGAUACCUGCCCAUUCGCACCAGCGACGCCGAUGUGUUUUUGCCCAGCGAGUGGUUCGUGCACCAGGGGGUGAACUAUUCCCGCGAUUGCUCCACAGCCGCCCUUCGAGAGCAACAUUGCCGUCUUCCUGAAGAAGGCGGUUCACCGCCUCCACAUCGACGGCGUGGCCGGGGUCGUCCUCCGGGCCCUGGGGGUUCAAGUCCGGGCCCUGGGGGUUCAAGCAGUACACUUGUGGGUGGAUUUGCCUCGGACAAACCGUUUUGGGGCUUUGCGCUGGUCUACUCCAACUUCAAGGACGUUUUUACCGACAUGAACCUGGAGCGGCUGCAAAAUGCGACGCUGGCCUCAGGAUCAUCAGGAUUCGCGUAUCAACUGAUGGACCGCGCUCGGCCAUUGACGUCCGAAGAGGCAGCUUGUUGGCCCUCCUGGCAUCCAGAUCUGUUGAGGGACGCCGUUGAAGUGCCGAUGUCGGUCCCAGAGCUGGACUUGGAUUGGGUUUUGCUGCUGGCUCCAAUGAAUGGAUGGCAGGUAUCCUUCCAGGAAUUCUGGAGCCACCUUCUGCUCGAUCUUUGCAGAGCUUUGCUAAGCAUUUUCUUGUGCAUCCAUGCCUUUGCAGCUUUUUGCAAGCGGGCCAAGGAAAUCGAGCAGUUGGAGCGCUAUAGGCAAGAUUCCAUCACCAAGGCCAUCAUGGCAUCGCUCGAUGCUUUGAGCAACUUCAGUUUUCCCCUUUGCCUCAUCAGCAUCGAGGACUUCAAACAGUUUCCAAGGCUCAUGUACUAUGAAGAGCUGCGGGACAACGGCUGUCAUCAAUGCGUGGACAGCGUGGAGGAUGGAAUGUUGAAGUACAAGACGGAAGGCGUGCUGCUGUUGAGCAUGGAUAUAUCCAAUGGCGAUCGACAUGAACUGCACGCAAGCGCCCUGCAAGCGAUUGAUCAGCUGAUGGCUAGAGGUACCAGAUGUGCAUGGAUUUGGACGGCGCCCUGCUGCAUUCCGCAGCGCAACAGCAUGCAGCGCCAAAGUGCAAUCAACUGUAUGGCCAGCUUUUGCACUUGUUUCUCGACGAUGCUGUGCCUCACGCAAAGAACGUUCGUUGAAACCUUUGGAGGUGUGACCUUGAAGUCGGAGGCCACCGUGGACAGCCGCUGCUGGACCACGCUGGAACGCUUGUGCUUUAUGAGCUGUCAAUGCCUGGAUGUGGAGCAUCAGGUGUAUGUUUUCAAAUCGUCUUGUCGCCAAUUGGAGCAACAAUCCUUUGAUACCGGUAUAGCGGCUCGAAGUUUGGAGCUCCUUCAAGGAAGUUUUUCAUGCUGCGUGGCAUGCCAUCCCAAUGGGAUUUGCGAGAAGCAGCGGGUGGUAGGCGUCAUCCUUGGUCUAUACUGGCGCUUCGCGGCCGCGGACCGAGAAUCUCCCAGCGAAAUAUCACGGGAGAUUUUAAGACUUUGGAAGGAGGGGGAGGACAGGAACUUUCCUGCCUACUUUACGCUUUGGAGUGGUAAUGGCCCUCAUCUCACAGAGCUUUUUGGUGGAUACUUCCCAGUCCUUCGCCAAAUGUUCCAUAUAGAUUCGCAGCUGCAGCCGAGCCAACGACUUCGUGUGCCAAUGGUGACUGACAAGGUGCGCCCAGACUCGCGUCGCUCUUCAGGGACGGGCGGCUCAGCAGGAAGUGUCUCCUUCCGGAGAGGUGGCGUUGCAGGCCUUAUAGGCAGAUCAAGAAGUUUCUCCUCCUUCUGA
Molecule: messenger RNA, 2475 nt
Organism: Durusdinium trenchii
Lineage: Eukaryota; Dinophyceae; Suessiales; Symbiodiniaceae
Source: the annotation of a GenBank genome assembly